UGGUUGGGUUGGGUGAUGGAGGAAAAAGGGGGUGGGGAACCCUAAUCUGCUCCCAGAUGUUAAAUUGUCCUGAAACGUUUCUCUCGUUUUGAGAGGUCACUCGUCAGAAACAAUCCUUCCAAAACACUGGGGAGUGUUUUUUUGUUUGUUUGCUUUUCCGUGUGUUUCAGAGCUACCGUCUCCUUCCCGUUAGGGCGGGCGGGCGCGCGCGCCGGGACCGGGAAGCUCCUCCGAAGCAGGUCCGCGAGCUCCUCUCGCUCACUCGCGCAGCUCGCUGGCACGGGAAGCAGCGCGAGAGCGAGCGCGAGCGCGGCGGUCUAUAAUGGCUGCCAGCAAAAUCCACAGCGCGAGGGAGAAGGCAGCAAAUGAUCCCGUGAAAGAGAAAAACGUUUCGAUCAGCGAGUGGGUGGCGAGAGAAUGGUGAGCAGCCAGCCCAAGUAUGAGCUCAUCCAGGAGGUGGGGCGUGGCAGCUAUGGUGUGGUGUACGAGGCACUGGUGAGGAAGACCGGAGCUCGUGUGGCCGUCAAGAAGAUCCGGUGCCACGCUCCUGAAAACGUGGAGCUGGCCUUGCGGGAGUUCUGGGCUCUGAGCAGCAUCCAGAGCCAGCAUCCCAACGUCAUCCACCUGGAAGAGUGCAUCCUGCAGCGAGACAGCCUGGUGCAGAGGAUGACGCAUGGCUCCAGCUCCUCGCUCUACCUGCAGCUGGUGGAAACAUCAUUGAAAGGAGAGAUUGCCUUUGAUCCACGUAGCGCCUACUACCUGUGGUUUGUCAUGGACUUCUGCGACGGGGGAGACAUGAACGCCUACCUGCUUUCACGGAAGCCCAGCCGUAAGACCAACACCAGCUUCAUGCUCCAGCUGGGCAGUGCCCUGGCCUUUCUGCACAAGAACCAGAUCAUCCACAGGGACCUCAAGCCAGACAACAUCCUUAUCUCGCAGAGCAGGACUCCCACAGGCGUGCCUGAGCCUACGCUCAAAGUGGCAGACUUUGGCUUGAGCAAAGUGUGCUCAUCUUCUGGGCUUAACCCCGAAGAGCCCGCUAAUGUCAACAAGUGUUUCCUGUCUACAGCAUGUGGAACGGACUUUUAUAUGGCCCCGGAGGUGUGGGAGGGUCACUACACAGCCAAAGCAGACAUCUUUGCUCUGGGUAUCAUCAUCUGGGCCAUGCUGGAGCGCAUCACCUUCAUUGAUACGGAGACCAAGAAAGAACUGUUGGGGAGCUAUGUCAAGCAGGGCUCAGAGAUUGUGCCUGUUGGGGAAGCUCUCUUAGAAAACCCCAAAAUGGAACUCCACAUCCCCGUCAAGAAGAAAAGCAUGAAUGCCAGCAUGAAACAACUCAUUAAGGAGAUGCUGGCCGCCAAUCCACAGGAGCGGCCUGACGCCUUUGAGCUGGAGUUGAGAUUAGUAAAAAUCGCCUGCAAAGAAUGUAACUGGGAUACGUGAUAUUAAAGGAAACUUCAAGACGCACACUAAAUAACUUUUCUGUGACUCCUGAACGACUUGUAGACAAUGGAGCAUCAGACCUUUUCAAGAGAACAACACUAUUCUAGGGUUGCCGUCUGAAACCAGGGAUUCAAUUUAAUGAAAACGAAGUUAACAAAACUGUAGAAAUAACUGCAGGGUUGGUCCAUAAAAAAUUGAAUUUUCAAGGUUAAGUUCAUGGUGGUUAUUUGAAUUUGCUUGGUGCAUGUCUCACUAAGAGCCACAAAGAACUUUGCUGCUGCCCUGCCUCUGAGGGCUUUCCCAACAGUGCUUGCUAAGGGUAUAGUUUUUAAAUGCUGCUAGUUCAAAGGAAAAACCACAGGGAACAAGAUUCAUUUGGAUAUUUUAAAAUGCUGUUUGGACAUUCAACUAGCUUCAGAAGGUUGCAUAUUGUUGCCUACACAGAUGUGAACAGUGUUAAAUUAUUUUCUUCCUGCCAGACACAGCAGGCAAGCCAAUCAUUCUUACCAAUAGCAACAUAUACACAACUGCUAGUUGGCAAUUAGAAAAUCCUUUUCAUAGUUUAAAAGAUAAUCUAGCAAGUUCCUAUAAUACACAGUAAAUUAUAUACAUGGUCAGGUUUUACAGAUUAGAACAUCUUAGUAUUUGUGUGAAAAUGCUAUCUACAAUUGAGAAAUUAAGAGAUUGUGAUGCAAUCAACAUUUUCUGCCCAGGAAUGCCCUUUCUGUGGGGAAAAUUAAUUCAUUCCAUAUUUGUGCGCAAAGGGUUGCAAAAUUUUGUCCAUUGCAUAAAUAUAAGAAGAUGAUAUUCAGGCUGACGUUAUUUGAAAUAGUUUUUAAUAAGGCUCAAUGAAUACGUGUUGAACAAAUUAAAAAAUAUAUACACAAAUUGGAUUCUCUAUUGGGAUUUUAAAGAUCAGUAUGAUGCUUUUUUUAGCUCUGUUUUUGCUGAGCUGCUGAUCUUGGCUAGGAGCCCUCAGGGAGUGCUGCCCUGGCUGUUGUACUGCCACAGGCUUUGCAGGAUGAGUAGUAAGUAGUUAGAGUGAGUGAGCAGGUGGGCACAAUCUGUGGCCUUUCUCCUGGCAUCUUAGUAACAUCAAGGACAGGUUUCUCACACAGCAGAGGAGAAAAUAAAUGACCUCCUUAUUUAAUUCUCGGUUACUCUUUAUCUAUUCUCUUAACAUUCAAUGCCCAAUGCCAUUUUUAAAUCCUGAUUUCAGUCCCUGCAAAUCUAUUGCCAGAAAUGUGGGAUUAGCAUGCUGGCCUAAAUAUUGUACAUCUUUCCUUCAGUCUUAAUUUUUGUCUGCUCUAGUGCUGGUUCUGUACAUGGGUCAGGUAUGUGUAGGGUCAGAACAGGUUAAUCAACAUAAUAUGCUCAUAUUAAAUGGGGAAAAAAAUUGUUGGCCUCUGAUAAUUAUAAAGUAUGACAGACUCUAAAUGUAGAUCAGUCUUCAUUCAGAAUGGCUAGUGAGUCUGUAUGUCUUGGAGUUUUCAAAAUGCCUGCAGACAUUCUUGUCAUUUUGAAGUUAUAGUAAACUUAAACAUGCUGAUGGUCAGCCAGGGAAGUGCCAAUAAGGGCUAAUACAGGGCAGGAUCUGACAUGAGGUUACACCAGUUCUUGUCCAUUGUGGCUCUUUGCAAAUCAUCUGAGUCUUCUCAGAACCACUGUGGUGUAUAUUACACUUAGACAUCUGUUUUAUCUGCAAUAGAAGGUUUUGAUGCUAUCUGCAUAUCAUUUCUGCAGACUAGUCUGCUGGUUUUGAGUUUGCUAAAAGAAGAAAAUAAGGUUUAACUUGGAUAUUCUUGACUUGUGUACCAUUUUUGUUGAUUCCAUCGCAGUGCCCUUUACUGGUCAAAACUUAAGGUUACAUUUUCAACAUUGUAAAUUUUACAAAUUUACUUUUCUGCAUCCUUUUGAAGGAUAAUUAAUGUUUUGCAGAUAUGAGCCAAGGUAUUUGCUUCCAAAUGUUGAUUUUUGAAGGAAAAAUAAAUACUUCAAAUAGUU
Lepisosteus oculatus (spotted gar) is the source of this 3447-nucleotide messenger RNA. RefSeq names its product PDLIM1 interacting kinase 1 like (gene pdik1l). Lineage: Eukaryota; Metazoa; Chordata; Actinopteri; Semionotiformes; Lepisosteidae. The record is from RefSeq and is a predicted model, not a curated record. Gene Ontology annotation, cellular component: nucleus; cytoplasm. Gene Ontology annotation, molecular function: protein kinase activity; ATP binding. Gene Ontology annotation, biological process: protein phosphorylation.